AAAUCUGUUCGGCGUUGAGCUGGCUUGGGAGGAGUCAUAGCCGCUUUGGGUUUACUUACAGAGGACGAACUGGAGCUUGGUCUUGGAGCAUUGUGUAACGCAGCAUCACGGAAUAGGUUCCCGGAAACACUGACCACGGAUUCUGCUUGGUGUGUCCACUUUGCAUGCUGUUAGUAGGAAACGGUGUCAGUCGUGCUAUAAUAUAACCAAAUGAACUAGCAUAAAAUGCGAUAGUGCUGCCUAGAGACGCGGACUGAGAUUCAGACAGAUAACCAGCGGGAAGGAAAGUGAGGCACAAAUCAAACAAAGUUUAGUUGGCUUCGUGUCAAACAAAAAAACACACUGAGAAAAUGUCCAAACCUAAUUAUACUGGCAUUUACCACAUGGUUUCCCAGGACAAAUUUGAAGAAUAUCUCGCGGCUUUGGAUGUUAAUUAUGCAUUAAGGAAAGUCGUAUGCAUUCUGAAACCCAGCAAACAUAUUGAACACGAUGUGAACACUGGCAAAAUGAAGAUAAAAACGGUCACCACCUUUAAGAACUUUGACAUGGACUUCACUUUGGGACAGGAGUUCACUGAGGACCUGGGACCAGUCGAUGGCCGAAAGUGCCAGACCACAGUGAAUUGGGACGGUGAUAAAUUGGUCUGCGUGCAGCGAGGAGAGAAAGACGGCAGAGGCUGGACACACUGGCUAGAAGGAAACCUCCUCCAUUUGGAGAUGAGGGUUCAGGGUAUCACUGCCAAGCAAGUCUUUAAGAAGGCUGAGUGAGGAUGGAGAGAGAGAGAGAGAGAAAUAGAGGGGCCAUUUGCUGGGGUUUUUGAGCUGAGAUUGUUCUUAGAGCUCAGGGUUCACGAAGAGGCCAUAUUGCAACAGUGAUUUUUCCCUGAGCCGCAGCAAAUAGCGUUUAAAUGAAGAAAACUAUGAAAGAAGAAAUUGGUUUACUCUCUAUAAAAAUGCAUCAGCUUUUAUCAUGACAACAGAGCCCUGAUGCCCUCUGUGAACAUUCAUGAAUGGUACUUUAAAAUAUGGAUGAGGCUGGAUUCAUGGCACCCUAAUUUUGUAUUAUGGAGAUAUGUUUACAGUAAACAGAAAUAGUGAUUAAAUCAGCCAGUGGUUUAGCUAGUCAAGUUCUACUUGAAUUCUUUAUUGCUAAAUUGCAUUUGAAGUCUAGCGUCCUGCUACUGGAUUAGAAAAUAUUAGAAAUAAUGGAUAUGAUAAAUCUAUGUUAUAGGAUUUUGAUUAAUUGCAGUAGUCAAACAUUGUCUAAAAGCGCUGAAAUAUGUGUGGUCUGAAAUAUAUAGUUUUAUUUGCCCACUAUAGAAUAUAACCAUUAUAUUACCAUAAAAUCCAGUGUGUACCAAUGUAUUUAUUAUACUAAUAAUACCAAUGCUAAUUGCAAUGCUAAUAACAAUACACAUCUAUCUAUCUGUCUA
Messenger RNA from Labeo rohita (rohu), 1432 nucleotides. RefSeq names its product retinol binding protein 1a, cellular (gene rbp5). Gene Ontology annotation, molecular function: fatty acid binding. Gene Ontology annotation, cellular component: nucleus; cytosol. The record is from RefSeq and is a predicted model, not a curated record. NCBI's taxonomy places the organism in Eukaryota, Metazoa, Chordata, Actinopteri, Cypriniformes, Cyprinidae. Gene Ontology annotation, biological process: fatty acid transport. The coding region runs from base 351 to 767 and encodes 138 amino acids. The transcript is spliced from 4 exons.